CUCUCAUUUCUUCCUACUUCCUCUCUACUCUUCUCCCAUAUUUUUCCCAAACUCCAUAUAAUGAAUCCCUUCCAUCUCACUCACACACAACAACAUUAAAAAAAACACACACAUACAGAAAACAUUCUUGAUCAGAAUCUUAAAAAAAAAAAAAAACAUGUCAGCAACAUCUUUCUCUCCAUACCCAUUCAAACCCAACAUCAUAUCCCAAAAACCCAACUUAAUAAAAACAUCAUUUUACGGCAACCCAUCUUUAAAAACCCACAAACCAUCAAACCCACAAAACCGCCGCCAUGUUGUUCUAAAGGUGGUGAACGAAAAAGUGGUGGGAAUUGACUUAGGUACAACAAAUUCAGCUGUGGCAGCAAUGGAAGGAGGUCAACCAACUAUCAUAACAAACGCUGAAGGUCAACGUACCACGCCGUCUGUGGUGGCGUAUAGUAAAAGUGGUGAUCGGCUAGUUGGACAGAUUGCGAAAAGACAGGCGGUUGUGAAUCCUGAAAAUACGUUUUUUUCGGUGAAGAGGUUUAUAGGGAGGAAAAUGAUGGAAGUGGAUGAAGAGUCAAAGCAGGUGUCGUAUAAAGUGGUGAGGGAUGAGAAUGGAAAUGUGAAGUUGGAUUGUCCUGCUAUUGGUAAGCAGUUUGCCCCUGAAGAAAUAUCAGCUCAGGUUCUGCGAAAGCUUGUGGAUGAUGCAUCUAAGUUUUUGAGUGAUAAGGUUACUAAAGCAGUAGUGACAGUGCCUGCGUAUUUUAAUGAUUCCCAAAGAACAGCAACAAAAGACGCUGGCCGUAUUGCGGGUAUUGAAGUUCUUAGAAUUAUCAAUGAACCGACUGCCGCUUCAUUAGCCUAUGGUUUUGAAAAGAAAAGUAAUGAAACAAUUCUAGUGUUUGAUCUUGGUGGUGGUACAUUUGAUGUAUCAGUUCUUGAAGUAGGGGAUGGAGUUUUUGAGGUACUGUCAACUUCAGGAGACACCCAUUUAGGAGGAGAUGAUUUUGACAAGAGAAUUGUUGAUUGGCUUGCUGAUAGUUUCAAGAGGGAUGAGGGUAUAGAUCUUCUUAAAGAUAAACAAGCUCUUCAACGGCUUACAGAAACUGCUGAGAAAGCAAAGAUGGAGCUAUCAACUUUAACCCAAACUAAUAUUAGUUUACCCUUUAUUACAGCAACAUCAGAUGGCCCGAAACACAUCGAUACUACACUUACCAGAGCGAAAUUUGAGGAACUGUGCUCGGAUUUAUUAGACAGGCUUAAGACACCAGUCGAAAAUGCUUUAAAGGAUGCAAACCUUUCCCUUAAAGAUAUUGAUGAAGUAGUUCUUGUUGGUGGGUCAACCCGUAUACCUGCAGUUCAAGAGCUUGUUAAAAAGAUGACUAAUAAAGAUCCUAAUGUGACAGUCAAUCCAGAUGAAGUUGUGGCUCUUGGAGCUUCAGUCCAGGCCGGAGUUUUGUCAGGAGAUGUGAGCAACAUCGUGUUGUUGGAUGUGACACCACUGUCACUGGGGCUAGAAACUUUAGGAGGCGUAAUGACAAAGAUCAUUCCAAGAAACACAACAUUGCCAACCUCCAAAUCAGAAGUUUUCUCAACAGCAGCUGAUGGACAAACUAGCGUGGAAAUCAAUGUUCUUCAAGGGGAAAGAGAGUUUGUUCGUGACAACAAAUCUCUAGGAAGCUUUAGACUUGACGGUAUCCCGCCAGCACCACGUGGGGUUCCCCAAAUUGAGGUUAAGUUCGAUAUUGAUGCGAAUGGAAUCCUUUCAGUCGCAGCUGUAGAUAAAGGGACCGGAAAGAAGCAAGAUAUCACAAUCACUGGUGCUAGCACAUUACCUUCAGAUGAGGUGGAGAGGAUGGUGGCGGAAGCAGAGAAGUUUGCAAAGGAGGACAAGGAGAAGAGGGAUGCCAUUGACACGAAGAACCAAGCAGAAUCAGUUGUAUACCAAUGUGAAAAGCAGCUGAAAGAAAUCGGGGAAAAAGUACCAGGUGAAGUGAAAGAGAAAGUGGAGGGAAAACUAAGAGAGCUUAAAGAUGCCAUUUCUGGUGGGUCAACUCAGACGAUGAAAGAUGCUAUGGCUGCAUUGAACCAAGAAAUGAUGCAAUUGGGUCAGUCUAUUUACAGUCAAGCAGGUGGUGCCGCUGCUGAAGGCGGGGCAAGUGAGGCUGGUAAGUCUUCUGGUGGAGAAGAUGGUGAAGUCAUUGAUGCCGAUUUCAGUGACAGCCAGUAAAUGGGAUCAUAAGGUUGCAUACGAUAAAAUGUUGGGUAGUUUUUAGUUAAUUAGAUUGUUUUUGUAGGUAUGUUGAUCUGUAUAUCUGUAUAGCAGAAAACUAUGUUGAUGUUUUGAUACGUCAUUUCUAAAGAUGUUUCAAAUUUCAAAACUUGCAAUUUAAUGAGAACCGUUUACUUCAUGGCAA
This is a messenger RNA of Erigeron canadensis, 2402 nucleotides long. RefSeq names its product stromal 70 kDa heat shock-related protein, chloroplastic-like. The coding region runs from base 158 to 2215 and encodes 685 amino acids. NCBI's taxonomy places the organism in Eukaryota, Viridiplantae, Streptophyta, Magnoliopsida, Asterales, Asteraceae. The transcript is spliced from 8 exons. Gene Ontology annotation, cellular component: cytoplasm; chloroplast. The record is from RefSeq and is a predicted model, not a curated record. Gene Ontology annotation, biological process: protein refolding; cellular response to unfolded protein. Gene Ontology annotation, molecular function: misfolded protein binding; ATP binding; ATP hydrolysis activity.